This is a messenger RNA of Melitaea cinxia (Glanville fritillary), 461 nucleotides long. RefSeq lists its product as uncharacterized. Lineage: Eukaryota; Metazoa; Arthropoda; Insecta; Lepidoptera; Nymphalidae. The record is from RefSeq and is a predicted model, not a curated record. The transcript has a single exon. The annotation marks the transcript as partial.
GUUCGUGGUGGGCUCGGCGCGGCGCGCGCGCGAGUGCUACUUCCACUUCACCACCGCCACCGACACGGACAACGUGCGCACCGUGUUCCGCGACGUGCACCAGAUCAUCCUCGCGCACGUCCUCUCCGACAUCGGCCUCUAUUAAACAUCGGUUCGUGGUGGGCUCGGCGCGGCGCGCGCGCGAGUGCUACUUCCACUUCACCACCGCCACCGACACGGACAACGUGCGCACCGUGUUCCGCGACGUGCACCAGAUCAUCCUCGCGCACGUCCUCUCCGACAUCGGCCUCUAUUAAACAUCGGUUCGUGGUGGGCUCGGCGCGGCGCGCGCGCGAGUGCUACUUCCACUUCACCACCGCCACCGACACGGACAACGUGCGCACCGUGUUCCGCGACGUGCACCAGAUCAUCCUCGCGCACGUCCUCUCCGACAUCGGCCUCUAUUAAACGGCUCGCCCGCA